UAUGUUUCUUUACUUCUUGGAAAAACUCUAAGUACUUUAUUCAAGCCACGCAUUAACAAGUUAUACCAACGAAAAAUCAGCAUUCUCUAGAAUGGAUGAGAGAAUUGUAAGGAUGAAGCAAGUUGCUGAAAAAGGAAAUAUUGAUGGCUUUUACAACUUAAUUCAGGAGGAUGUGAAAUAUUUAGAGUACAUCGAUGAGUUUCCAUUUGUUGAUACUCCUUUACACACAGCUGCAUCUGCAGGGAACAUCCCCGUUGCUAUGGAGAUAAUGAGAUUAAAGCCCUCAUUUGCUAGGAAACCAAAUCCAAAUGGGUUUAGCCCCAUUGACCUUGCUCUACAAAAUGGGCAUUCCGAGAUGGUGCAUCAGCUUCUACAUGUUGAUCAAGACCUUGUCCGUGUUAGAGGCAGGGGGAAUAUGACUCCUUUGCAUCAUGCAGCAAAAAGAAAUGAUCAACUUGAUCUAUUGAAUGAAUUUAUGUCAAUCUGUCCAGAUUCUAUUACAGAUGUGACAGCACAAAAUGAGACUGUUUUACAUAUUGCACUUAAAAAUGACAGUAUCGAGUCUUUUAAAACCUUGGUGGGAUGGCUCGCCAGCAAUUGGUCCCAAAAUGCCUUAGAUUAUGAGAGGAAAAUCUUGAACUGGAAGGAUGAGAAAGGCAACACCGUGCUGCACAUUGCAAUAUCCAAAAAUCAAACUCAGGCUGUGAGGCACUUGUUCGCUUGGAGUAGUGAGGUUGAUGUAAAAAUUAAGAAUAAAGAGGAUAAAAUAGCAUGGGACAUCUUGCAAACACAAACACAAACAAGCAACAGCGAGAUGAGGAAGAUGCUAAUCCGUGUCGGAGCUUCAAAGGGUUCAUCUAUUACUCCAGAUAGUUCUUAUGCAUAUUACCUAAGGCCACCCAAAUGCAGACGUCUUGAAAAAAUUCGAACCAAGUAUGCUCGUCAAAUGACGACAAUAUCAGACUCUAAGCGCAAUGCGCUUCUGGUGGUUGCUACACUGCUUAUAACAGUCACCUAUCAAGCAGCACUCAACCCUCCUGGAGGACUUAAACCAGAUAAGGAUUCUGAUGACGCCCCUUACGCUAUAUCUUCAUGGGUUAGUAAUAGUCAGGCUCGUGGACCUAGUCAGGUUAAUGGAGCUACUGGUCAGGCUUAUAUGAUAUCUAUAGCCAAUCUUGUGAACACAAUCCCCUUUUCGGUGUUCUUGUUUGCUAAUUCUGUGACAUUUCUUAUCUCAAACUCAGUAACUAUUCUCCUCAUUCCAGACGGGUACAUUGGUUGGAUGUUAUCUGGAACUCAAGCCUUCCUCUGGGCUUGCUAUAUUGUGUCCUUCGAGGCCAUAACCGGCUAUCCAUGGUCUUGGAUUAUUCUAGUUUCUAUUGUUACAGUGCUUUAUCUGAUCCUACUACAUGCCUUUUCUGUUUGGACAAGAAUAAGAAGAAGGCGUCAUGGUCAAGGCCCAUGUGGUUUGCCGAAUCCUUUACAGGGAAAAAAAAAAAGCCAAGCUUGGAGGCUGGAGUUGCGUGUAGAGUCAUCACCAACUCUACAGCAUUAG
Messenger RNA from Quercus lobata, 1555 nucleotides. Its product is annotated as ankyrin repeat-containing protein BDA1-like. The coding region runs from base 92 to 1555 and encodes 487 amino acids. The transcript is spliced from 3 exons. Gene Ontology annotation, molecular function: protein binding. The record is from RefSeq and is a predicted model, not a curated record. Lineage: Eukaryota; Viridiplantae; Streptophyta; Magnoliopsida; Fagales; Fagaceae.